This is a messenger RNA of Akanthomyces muscarius, 1179 nucleotides long. RefSeq lists its product as uncharacterized. The record is from RefSeq and is a predicted model, not a curated record. NCBI's taxonomy places the organism in Eukaryota, Fungi, Ascomycota, Sordariomycetes, Hypocreales, Cordycipitaceae. The transcript has 2 exons. The coding region runs from base 1 to 1179 and encodes 392 amino acids.
AUGAGACCGACACACGCCCUCGCUGCUCUCGUCGCCCUGGCCAGUCCGGUCCUGGGCGCGACCGCCUCCAUCACGUCCGCCAUCCCCAACCAGGCGCACCCGUGCCUCAAGCAGUGCGCCUGGUACAAUUUCUACCAGGGCAACAUCCCCUUGGCUCUCGGCUGCGACGAUCCCUACGAGAACGACUGCUACUGCCCGACGGCCACGGAAUCUGUUAGCAAGGUCAGCGUCGCCAUCGAGAAGUGCAUCUCGUCUCGCUGCGGCGCGGGCGACGUACCGCAGGACCUCAGCUCCCUGCGCAGCAUCUAUGCCGGAUACUGCAAGGACGCGGGGUACACGCAGGAUGCCGCCAAGCUGGGCUACACGGCCGCCACCACGGCUGAGGCGACACCCAGCACUACCGCCAGUUCUUCCUCGUCGAGCACCGCCGCGGCGGGAGGCACGACAGAGUCGAGCCAGCCAUCCAAGACGUCCAGUGGCGCUUCGACGACUACACAAAAGACGACCGUCACGCAGACAAAGGCAAGUGGCGCCGACGGCAAGGGCUCCCCAGUGGUUGUCGUGCAGGAAACGGAGACGGUCUUUGUCGACGGUGCGCACGGCGGUAACCGUUCGGGACCUUCAAUGGCCAUCAAGAUUGGUGUGGGCGUUGCGGUGCCUGUUGUCGUGUUGCUUGUCAUGGCCGGGGUUGGGUUUUUGGUCUUUCGCAAACGACGGCUUGCUGCUUCACGCAGGGGGGCGUUGGCGGACAGUGCCAUUGUCGAGGAGCAUGGCGGCGGCGGUCAGGAACAGCGGGAGAUGGAAAAGGACAGAGGUGUCGUCAAGUCUCAUGAACCAUUAACGCAAGCUGAGUUGGUGGCAAAGCAGGGGGCCAUUGUGUAUGGGCUUCAGGAAGUGCAUGGAAGCAAUCGCUCUGAUUCUUAUGAGGUACAUGGGAACCACACGCCGGGAGCUCAGGAAGUGCACGGAAACCAUCGCCCGGGUCCUUAUGUUGCGCAUGAGAGCUACAGGUCCGACUCUCACGAGGUGCCUGGGGGCCAUGCAUCGAGAAUACACGAAGCGCAUGGGAGCCAUGCCCGUCCGGAACUGCCAGGUCAGUCGGUUGAUGCGAAUGCUGCUGCUGAGCUGCCGGGUAGCAAUGGACAUGCGAGAUGGGCUGGAGGUGAUCGGGCUGCCUAG